Trichoderma harzianum CBS 226.95 is the source of this 180-nucleotide messenger RNA. RefSeq lists its product as hypothetical. The coding region runs from base 1 to 180 and encodes 59 amino acids. The transcript has a single exon. Lineage: Eukaryota; Fungi; Ascomycota; Sordariomycetes; Hypocreales; Hypocreaceae. The record is from RefSeq and is a predicted model, not a curated record.
AUGGAUCGUGAGUAUCGUGCGCUUUUUACAUCACAGAGAAAACGCAGUCUCUUAAAACGUGUUCAAGAGACUGGUCAUGUUAACUUUACUCUGUCAGCUAAUCACCGAGCCCACGGUGACGUUUAUGAGUGGGCUCGUGGUUGUUUAUAUGUGACAGACAUGAGAACUGUCAACAAGUGA